Molecule: messenger RNA, 1200 nt
Organism: Hypoxylon fragiforme
Lineage: Eukaryota; Fungi; Ascomycota; Sordariomycetes; Xylariales; Hypoxylaceae
Product: translocation protein
Exons: 3
Coding region: 1-1200 (399 amino acids)
Biological process (GO): post-translational protein targeting to membrane, translocation
Cellular component (GO): endoplasmic reticulum; endoplasmic reticulum membrane
Source: RefSeq, a predicted model, not a curated record
AUGGAAGGUAGACAGAAUAUCCCUCCGGGAGCGAUCCCAAUACCAAUGGGACCAAAUGGCCAGAUGCCAUCACCUCAGCAGAUUGCUGCCAUGCAACAGCAACUGGCCGCCGAAGCCCAGAAACAUGGCAUGACUGUCCCCCAGUUUGUCGAACACAUCAAGGCUCAGCGUAUAGCUCAGCUCCAGCAGGCUCAAAGAUUACAACAGCAGCAACAACAACAAGGAGGCGCUCCAGGUCAACAGCAAGGAGGACAACAAGGUCAACAAGGACCUCAAGGACCCCAGCCACCGCCUCAAGCGGCACCACCUCAAGCUCAACCGCAGCCCCAGCCCAUUCGCCCUGGCCCUCCCAAUCCCGUCGCUAUCGCUCUUGCCAAUUUCCUACGAGGCCAAACCUUGAAGCCGCGUACUUGUAUCAUCAAUGGAGAACGUAAAGACAUGUUUAGGGUCAAACGAGCUCUCCGAGCACUCGAGUCUCCUGCCUACGCAAAGGCACGCUCGAAGAACCCCGCGCUUCCUGAAAUUACGGAUCGCGCCUCUCUCGAGAACACCUUUAAGCUGUUGCCAAUGUCCAUGCUCGCCCUGCGUGUUACCAAGGUCGAUCCCCACGAGGGCCACGGCCAUGCCCCGAAGAAGGGAAAGCGAAUUAAGGGACUUUGGACGGUUAGGAUUGAACAACAACAGGAUGCCCAGGAUGACAUGUACUAUGUUUGGCUGUACGAAGGCAGCCAGAUAAUGCGCAAAGUCUACGGUGCUCUUGCCUUACUCCUCAUCUUUAUUGUUGUCCUGUACCCCUUAUGGCCACUUGUUUUGCGACAGGGUGUCUACUACCUGAGUUGGGGAUUCCUGAUGCUUCUUGGUCUCUUCUUCCUCAUGGCCAUCGUCCGUGUCAUCAUAUUCUGCAUUACCUACUUUACUUUGCCGCGUGGAUUUUGGCUCUAUCCCAACCUCUGGGAAGAUGUUUCUUUCAUGGAUAGUUUCAGACCUGUUUGGGCUUGGCAUGAGACUGCAAAGCCUAAGAAGAAGAAGAAGGCUAGCAAGUCAGUUAACGUCGAGUCAGCGGCUCAUCUUGCGGGUCAGACGGGCCAUCCUCCUCCGGCAACUGCUACUACAACCGCGACUGAGACCCAAAUCCAGACGGCUCCGCAGCAAAGGGCAUAUGUGGCUCCCAAGGUCGAGGAGCUGGCAGACGAUGAAUAA